Molecule: messenger RNA, 7934 nt
Organism: Biomphalaria glabrata
Lineage: Eukaryota; Metazoa; Mollusca; Gastropoda; Planorbidae
Product: SH2B adapter protein 1-like
Exons: 8
Coding region: 192-1988 (598 amino acids)
Biological process (GO): intracellular signal transduction
Cellular component (GO): plasma membrane
Molecular function (GO): transmembrane receptor protein tyrosine kinase adaptor activity
Source: RefSeq, a predicted model, not a curated record
GCACGUCAUACAUUGUUUGUGCACGGAAGAGUUCAGAUCGAGCUUGUAAACAACACAGGAGAAACAGGGAAGCGGUCGCUGCGCUUAGUGUUAAAAAAAAAAAGAGGCGUUGAAUGCUGACUGAAAUAUGUUAAUCAUGAAGGAAUUGUGGAUCUAUGUUUCGACUUGAUAUUCCCAUUUCUGUUAUUUAAAUGGCUGGUGUGGGCAGCGACGAGGAAAGUGAAAACAUGACUGUCGAUUUCUGUGAAAAACAAGCUUCGAAUUCGGCACAGACAUUCGUGCACAAUUUUUUGGCCUACGAUCGGACUAACCCUGCUAUCGGUAAGACCAGAGAUCCAUAUGAUUAUGCCAAGAGGUUUACGGAGUUUUUUCUUCGUCAUUUUGACUAUGAGCUUCGUCGAUCUUCGACACACGGCUCAAAUAACCACCAUACGGAAGUAAAUUCACUGGUCGAAGCACACGGGGCUAGUGGCAGUAGUGCUGCUGAGUCCACUUCUCGGACAGGUGUCGUCCCUCAAAAUGGUGGUGACCACAUCCAUCAUGCACACGCAGACGAUUACGAAAGGGACAGUAGCCCCGACCGCAGCGUGAGCCCUUCACGCAAGGCAAACAAAGGCAUUCUCAGACGAUUCUCAUUCAAAAGCAUCCGUAAAUCAAAACUCUUCAAACAGGGCACAAAUGACGGCAAUGCAGAGCCUACUUCACCCAAUCCAAGAUCAAAACACAAAAAUAAAAAAGACAACAAACACAGAGUUUCCACAGCUGAUCCAGACAUUCAAAAAGAAGGCAUAGUAAACAUACUGUCAGCAGAAGAUGCCAAGGGAAAGACCAAAUGGGAAAAAACAAGACUUGUACUAUUAAAAACACAAAGUGGAUAUCAAAUGGAAUUUUAUUCACCACCAAAGUCAGUGAAGCCAAGGACGGGUCUGUUCUGCUUCUUGAUCACAGAAGUUCGUGAGACCACAGCUUUGGAAAUGCCAGACAGAGAAAAUACAUUUGUCAUCAAGGGUGAAGGAACCAUUGAAUAUGUGAUAGAAGCCAGCGACCCUCAGGAUCUCAGGGCUUGGUUAGGAGAGAUAAAAGGCUGUAUACAGCAGAACCAUUGCGCAGCAACAGCGGAAGGAAUCGCUGCAAUGAGACCAAGACUGCCAACAGCGCCCUCUGGAUCAAUAGAAAGAAAAGACACCAACCAGCUCACAUCACAGCACCGCAGUUCCUCGCAGGGAAGCCUGGGCAGCGCCACCCCUAUUGUGCCGCCUCGCCCAUCCCCUAGGCCUUGGAGCAUGAUUCAUGUGGACAACACCAACAACCUGAGUGGACAGAUCAGCGGUUCAGACAUGAGGGGAUCUCCCAGAGCAGAAAAUGGCUUUGAUGCAGGACAUCAAGAGGCACAGGAAGGGGAGGGAUCUGUAGAGAGAGUGCUGAAGGAGUACCCUUGGUUUCAUGGCACACUGUCAAGAGCUGAUGCUACAAGCUUGGUUCUACAGCAGGGGCACUCUGGCCAUGGUGUCUUCUUGGUGCGCAAAAGUGAGACUAGGGCUGGAGAAUAUGUGCUAACAUUUAACUUCCAAGGGAGGGCAAAGCAUUUACGAAUGACAAUCAACAAUGAAGGGCGUUGCAGAGUUCAACAUUUAUGGUUUGAGAAUAUAUUUGAAAUGUUAGAAAAUUUCCGCACUCACCCAAUUCCUCUGGAGUCUGGCGGCGCUUCUGACGUCACACUCAGUGACUUUAUCGUGGCUGUGGAGAGGCCUAGGACCCCGAAUGCUGGCUUGCACCAUGGGUCACCUCGUGUGAGGAAUAGCAUGGGGAAUGAGCAUCCUGGACGGAUACCCUCAUCCUCAGCUCACCAUGAUGGAGGUAGGAAUAUCAUGGUCAUAGGAGGGUCAGUUCGGGCACGAACGACAUCUAUUGAGGUCAUAAAUGUAAAUCCUCCGCAGUUACAGAACCAACAUAAUCGCGCCAUUGAUAACCACUAUUCUUUUGUGUAAUAGCUCUGGUUUACUGGAAUAUAUUGAUCAGCACUGGCUAUGUUUUACAGAGGUUAUGUUCUAAGUUUUUUUUUCUCACCACUUCUGCUAUUGUUAGUUUUUUUUUUUUUUUUUACUCUUAACAUUUAGUAGUCAGUUUUUUUUAUGUUGGUGUAAGUACUUUGAACUUGUAUAUUGUACAAUUAAAUCCUAGUGAUUCAGAAGCUAGAAAUGCCAUUUGUGUAAUAUUUAGAUCUCUUUCUCGAAGAAAAAUGUGUGUCACUUGACUCUUUGAGCACAAGGUCAGAAACUCUUUUAGUUACCAAAAAGUAUGACUUUCUUUUCUUCUGAUGCUGACUUAGAAUCAAUUCACAUAUUAUGUAGAGAAGAUGUCUAAUCUGGGUCUGUAUAAUUUGUACUGAUCUGAAGAUAGGUUGUGUGUUGAUGUAAUUAGUAUUACUAGUGAGUUCGUGGCCACAGACAUUCAGAUCAAGACAGUCCACAAUAAAGUAGGUGGAUGUAAGAAUAUAACUGUUUCAUUCAGAACAGGAACAGUCUAAUCUCAGUCACUAUAAUAGGCGAUGUUACCUCUGUGAAAGCCUAGCCUCAAAUGUCCGUUUAUCUAUAUCUAAUCUACAGUCUUGUUUUGGAUUAAUGUCGACAUAAUUAUGCCUUCACGAGCAGUCACUUAAAGUGCCUCUCUACAAUUAUAAAGACUUAUGGAAUUUAAACUAAAUUAUAGAUUACUAAGUCUUUUAAACCUGACAUUUUCCUAGGAGCAUUUUGGCCCUUGAAAAAUUUAAUCCUUAGAGGGAUAAUUACAGAAGGCCAAGCGGAGCUCCAAGAGCCUUGUGUUCAAAGGUGUCUAAGAAAGAACUGACUUGGGGAAAAGCUUGUUACAUUUUUAAUACUAAACUAACAGACCAGUACAGAAUUACUUAUUAGAGCUUUAUAUUUGUGUGUUUUAAAUUAAACCUAAAAGUUCUUUAAGGUAAAUUUACAUUGACUAGUUAUUUUGAAAUGUUAAAGUUUUUUUUAAAUUUGAGGUAGGUCUACACAGUACACAAGGAAGUAAACUUAUUAGGCCACACACUAUGUUUUGACCUUUCUGAUUGUUGUACACUGCACAGAAUUAAUUUCAAAAUUGAAAAGAAAAAAACUUUCCCAGUUUAUUUAAAAUUAGAUCUACCUGAGACUUAGUUCAAUUAUUUUGAUGUUAAGGGUUAGCAUAGUUUCUUUAAAAACAUUUGAUUGGUAAUGCACCAGAUGUGUUCAAAACAUUCCAAACAAAAAAAAUGUCAUAAGUAAGAGAACACCAAUCAAUGUUUCAUCAAUUGAUCAAAGAUGAUCCUAUAAAGAUUUGAUCUUCAUUAAUCUCUCAUACAGACUCAUUUUUUUGUUUUGACAGAAGCCUAUCCAAAUUUUUUCAAAGCUUAAAUCACUCUGUCUGUCCGGUACAAAUCUUGUACACCUUAUUUCUCCCACUUCCCAUUCUUGAAUCAAGUUGAAACUUUGCACAUUGAUUUGUUGUCAAUGACUACAUGAAUCCAUCAAAAAAAAAAAUUAACUAAUUAAUUCAUUUAUUAGUGGUAAUUAAUUCAUUUUGUUUUAUAAAGAAAAGGGAAUAUAUAUUGAAAGAUGUCAGUAAUUGUGCAGCUCUUUCUCUUCUGUAAGCUUUGUUUUUUAAAAAAAAUUGUCUGUGUAGUUACAUUUUUUUUGUGUUGAAAAUAAACAUUUCAGAUGUCUGUUUUUUUUUUUUCUUCAUUAGGCACUAAAUAUUUUCUACAAUGUUGUAAUAUUGUAUGUAUUGUACAAUACUGUAGCACUGAAUAUAUUGCACAAUAUUGUAGCACCUGUUGUUGUUUUUUUUUCCUCUAGCAUUCUUCCUCUGGUUGAAAGAUUAAAUGUUAUGAGGUGUGAACAAUUACAAAAAAAAAGGUAUUGAUCUGUGUUAUUAAUGGUCCUAGGAUUUGUACAGCAUCACUUCUGUUUUGUCUGUCUCAACGCUAUUAUUUUCUUGAAAUCCAAGUCAUUUUUACUUCAUUGAAUAUUGUAUUUAUAUAGGUUUUGAGGUAGUUAAUUAAAAAAAAAAAGUAUAUAAUUUAUUUGUGUUGAAAAGUUCAAUUGCUUUUGCAUGACAACAGGUAUAGCAUAAGUUUUACUUUUUUUUUUCUUCUUUAUUUGAUUAGCUUAUUCUAUAAAAAAAACAACAUUUUGGGCUUAGAGAGGCUUUUGCUGCACUUUCAUAUGUAAACAUUCUAAUAAGUUGUGGGCUUGUCUACUGCCUUGGUAGUGGGCUUGUCUACUGCCUGGUUAGUCAGCUUUUCUACUGCCUGGGUAGUGGGCUUGUCUGUGACAUGGGUAACACAUUUUUAUAAUUUUUUUUCCCUUUGAAGUUUUAAAGGAAAAAUAUAAUUGAUAAUGCCUCAGGGCAAGUAAGAUUAUAAGAUUGAUCUACAUGUCCAUAGCAUAAAUUUUUUUUCCUUAGUUUAAUCUACUGAUAAGGAUUACACUGUCAUUAUAUCAAAAAACAUUGAAGAUACUGUAUCUUUCUUUAAUUCAGAAAGUUUUUCUCCAUACUAGGACUACCAAAAAUCUAAGAAAGAUAUUUCUUUUCUCGGAAAACUGUUUUUUUUUAUAAAUACGCCAGCCAUGUGCAAUAUUUGUUGUCAAUUCUUUUAAGAACAAAAGCAUCAAAACUGUAAACUAUGCUGAAACAUGCACAUGUAUUGGACAAAUCUUUUUUUGAAAGGCUGGUGUAUUUGUUUUUAAAUGGUGAUAUGAAUGUUCUAUAAAUGUUGCUACUAUUGUUGUUAUUGAGGUAAAAAAUUUUUUUUAAAAAAAGGUCUUGUUUUGUUACCAAAACUUUAUAAGUGUUAUUAAUCUGCACAUUUGUAAAGAGAAUUUUUUUUUUGCAUUGUAUAUCAAUGGCUAAAUAUAAAUUGUUUAUCUUGAAGGCUUUGUUAGAGAUAGUGACUUAGAGAAUUGAGACUCAUAUUUAUAGUCCAUCUACAAUUAAUAUAUGUUUUUUAGCUUCUUUAAGUUAAACUUAUUUUACUUUAAUAUAUUGCUUUAUACUUUGUUCAAAUUUCUAAUCUCUCAUAAACAUAUUAUUAUUUAUAUAUCGACUUGUAAACUAUGAAGAAAACUCAUUUCAAUCGAAAUAAUUGAUAGCAUUUGUUUUUCGGUGGGUCAAAGCACUAAGUUGGGCAGCGUGUCAUUUGUUCAAAGACAUGAAAGUCAAGUAAUUUCUGAUGUUAGUGGUGAGGACUGAAAGGGUCUAGCACUAUAAAGUUCAGUUUAGAUUUAAACUAAGUUUUCAUGAAUGACUAAAAUGCAUUGAUGUAACACUGAUCAGAAACUAAACUUCUUCCAAAUGUUUAGGCCACAUUGUAUUAGCAUUGAGGAUUUGCCUUAAGGCAUCUAAAGAACUCGACCAAAACAUGGUACCUUAACUUAUUGGUUCAGCAGUGCUUGAUUGGGACAAAUGUGUAUUUGAUGGGGACAAAUGUGUAUUUGAUGGGUCAAGUGUGUCUUUUCUAAAUUUUCAUCAAGGAAGAAUUGUACAAAUUUCACAAGGAAAAGAAAUUAUUUUGUCAUAUUAUUUAAUUUUUUUUCAAUAUGCAUUUUUCUUUAAUUUAAUAAGGAAAAAAAAAAGGUUUCUAUUUGAGAAUGUACACAAACAAAUCUUUGUGUAAUGUUAAAUAAAAUGACCUUGUGUCAACACAUUGUAUACUACGGGUACAACUUUGAGAGAACAUGCACAUGCGUUCAUAUGUUUAUACAUAAAACUAAUUUAUAGAUUGUCUACAUCAAGUUACUCAAAUCAGAAACUAUGUAUGACAUUUACACAAACAGAAUGACAAAAAAAACUAGAAUAUCACUAUUUAAAUAAAACAAACUGUUUCUAGUCUUUGAUGUGAAUAAAUGUCUUUUUUUUUUUUCAAUAUUGUAAGCUCUAGGUUUCUCUCUAGAAAUAUUUAUAUUUAUUAUAGACUGAGAUACAUGUUUAUCUAACUUGGUCUGUCCUUUGUUACAUUAUGUAAAUGUCUUUAAAUUUUUUAGAAGGAUAAUCCAAGUCCUAGAACUUGCUUUUUAAUUUGUUGUUGAACAAUAUUUCCUCCAGGUGUAUCAGAGAAUUGGUUGGGAGACAUCUUUCAUUAUUUGUUACAUAAAACAAUGUUUUGAGACUGGCGUCUGCUCUUGUAGAACCAUCAAAUUGUGUGUAGUUAUGAACACCAACACAGAUGAAGAGUAAAAAUUAACUUAAUGACAAAGCAAACACAUGAGACUAGGGUGAGAGCAACACGUUUUGUACAUUUGUAAAUGCAUUACAAAUUAGUGACUUUAAUUUAGGAUUACUUGGAGAGCUUAUUAUAUAAAUAGAUUUUUUUUUUCUAUGUUAUGUGUUGAUGACUUGGGACUGCAUUUUGUUUUUGGUAAACAAAAACAUCAUCAUUUAAAAAAAAAAGUGUUUAUGUACAUGUGUAUGUUAAAACUCAAUGUACACAUAUCUCCAGACUGCAAGGUUUGGCUUGUAUUUAUUUAUCUCAUGAAGUGGCUCUAUUUAAUCAUUGUGAGCAUAUGAGAAGGAUUGUUUCUUGUCCAUACUGUAUUAUCUGUAUAUAUUUUAUAAAGAAACAAAAAUUAUGAAAGCUGUGCCACUGAUGUCAAGGCAUGAAGAUUGCAGUUUAGUGGUGAAAAAAUAUCCAUUAGCAAUGUGGGGAAAACACUCGUUAUGUUUCAGGAACUCUAUCAUAAUUUAGGUAAACAAAAACACAAUCUAAUAAAAUACUCAGUAAGACACAAUGAUGAAAGCACAUUUCUUAUUCCAUAUGCUAGGACACUUUCAUACAAGUGCUCCUUCUUCCCUUGUGUCAUUAGUGCACUGAACCAGUUGCCUGAAUAAGAAAGUAAAACCAAUGAGUUUAAAUUUCUAAUUAACAUGCACAACUAGAUUGGUAUAAGAUAAGAUAAUUAGGCACUAGCCAUUAAGGUGUUAUAAUGAUUUUCCGUAUACGUACUAAGUAUAUCAGCUUUAGAUUAUAUGCUGUGCUCACUACAUGUUUGCUUUUUGUGAUACAGAAAACUUGUAAGUUCUGACAAUAAUGUGACACUUUGUAUAAAAAUUAAAUUUGUAUGUGUCGGUAUCUUCUGCCAUAUCAAGCAUUUGAUUGUUUGCAACAAGUAAAUGGUACGAAUAUUUUUUUUUUAAUGAGACUUUUUUUUUUAUUGUGAAACAUCAAUUUUUUUUUUAUUUUGCCAAAAAUAAUAUUGACAGUAAAAAAAACCCAACUGUUUGGUAUCACUUACAGAAAUGCUCAUUCAAGUCUAUAUAUUUUAUAAUUAGAUGGCUGCCUGGUCUUGUGUUAUGCACUCUGGAUUGUCGUCAUGAUGGUCAGAGUUCAAACCCUGCCAGCCAUCAUCCUCUGCCACCAUGCUGGAGGUUUAGGCUAGGAUGUAAUAAUCUACAAAUCUGAAGGAACAUCUGAAAGAUGUAAAUCAAAUCUAAACUACAGUUUGGUUCGACUGUAAUAAAUGCUAAAAAAUAAUAAAUACUUUUGAGAUUAUGUAAUAAAUUAGGUUAUUGAUUGUGUAUCAUGCUGAUGAAGUGAGAUAGGAUUAUCAUUCAUGCCUGUACUGAGAUAUGAUUAUCAUUCAUGCCUGUACUGAGAUAUGAUUAUCAUUCAUGCCUGUACUGAGAUAUAAUUAUCAUUCAUGUCUGUACUGUGUAGUAUGUGUCAAAUUUGAUGUCAUCUUCACUUUGUACAUAUUUGGCUGGGUCAUUUUGAAGGAUUUGAAGUACUAUUGUAAAUACUAGCCAUAUUUUGCACAGAUGUUACGUUUUUUAUUGUUUUGUUUUCUAAGUUUCCAAUGUUCUAAAGGAAAUGUCAUAGACUCAUUUCAUUCGGCUCAUUAUUGAAUGUCUUAUGGUUCAGCUAUUUAUUAAAUGCUUUAACAACAACA